ACACCUGAACCUGAGUGGACGUAAACUAGGAGAUUCUGGAGUUCGGUUUCUCUGUUUUUUACUGGGAAACUACCUUUUCAAGCCAGGAACAAUGGAGUUGUGUGGAUGCAGUAUUACAGAGGCUCAGUGUGUUCAGCUGAUUUCAGCUCUGUGUUUAAACCUGUCACAGCUGACACACCUGGACCUCAGUCAGAACAAACUAGGACACUCAGGAAUCAAGCGCUUGUGUGAUCUACUGAAACAUUCAGACUGCAAACUAGAUCAACUUGAGUUAAGAACGUGUGGUUUGACAGAUGAAGGUCUGGUUGCUCUGACUUCAGCUCUGAGUUCAAACCCGUCACACUUGAGAACGCUGGAUCUGAGUGGAAAUCGAUUAGGAGACUCAGGAGUUAAACACCUCUGUGCUCUUCUGAGUAAUUCACAAUGCAGUCUGGAAACACUCAAUCUGUGUGGAUGCAGUAUGACAAUGACACAGCAUGACCAGCUGAUUUCAGCUCUGUGUUCAAACCCGUCACACCUGACAGAACUGAACCUCAGUGGAAAUAAAAUAAAGGACACCGGAGUGAAGCGCUUGUGUCGACUACUUGAACAUUCAGAAUGCAAACUGGAGAAACUGAGCCUAAAUAAGUGUAAUAUUACAGAUGCUACUGCUUUAGCUGAUACUUUGGCUCAGACACAAGCAUUGGGGUUCUUAAGGGAGCUUGAUCUGAGUAACAAUAAAAUAAAGGAACUGAAGCAGCUUCGUGCGGUGCUAAAGGGCUCAAGCUGUGAACUGAGUUUAAAGAAUCAAGGUUUUUUCGCAGCUGUGUUUAAAAUUCCGGUAGCCUGGAAAGGGGGUGACAAGUCAUCAGAUGAGGAAGAUGGGGACAUUUUACCUCAAAACGCCUUCCGUCCACACCGAGACACGCGUUGUAGUGUGUACGAGGAAAACCAAUGUUUUAAAAACAGUGACGGGUUUUCGUCAUGUGAUUUGACGCAAAUGUUUUGGUAG
Messenger RNA from Triplophysa rosa, 991 nucleotides. Its product is annotated as NACHT, LRR and PYD domains-containing protein 14-like. Gene Ontology annotation, molecular function: protein binding. The transcript has 7 exons. The record is from RefSeq and is a predicted model, not a curated record. Bases 92 to 991 code for a protein of 299 amino acids. Lineage: Eukaryota; Metazoa; Chordata; Actinopteri; Cypriniformes; Nemacheilidae.